Messenger RNA from Paraphaeosphaeria sporulosa, 984 nucleotides. RefSeq lists its product as uncharacterized. The coding region runs from base 1 to 984 and encodes 327 amino acids. The record is from RefSeq and is a predicted model, not a curated record. Lineage: Eukaryota; Fungi; Ascomycota; Dothideomycetes; Pleosporales; Didymosphaeriaceae. The transcript is spliced from 2 exons.
AUGAGGUUUGAAGGCCUCCCAUCGCUGGCCUUGUUUGGCUUGGCCACCUCACACGCAAUCCAGGUUCGUGCACCUGCUGAAGCCGCCGUAGCAGCAACAGCUGGCGAUGAUGAUAAGGGAAAGAACUGGCGCCCUCAUACUAAGGAGCCACACUUCUUCAACUUGCGGGUCAAUGACCGAUGCGACCCAUUCAACAAGCCGAAACCAGAGGUCAUGAAGUCGCAGUGCCCGUUCGAUUCCUAUGCGAUUAGGCUGGAGAAGGGUGUUCUGGUUGCCACGCCCUACAACAAGUGGUGGGAUCCCAAGCUGCCGACCUUCUUUGUCGAUGAUGAUACCCAGCUGUACACCGUCAGCAAGGAUCCUCUUCAACUCUACGUUGAUUCCGUCACUGGCGCCGUGAAGUACACCAAGGUCGGAUGGCUCCCACCGAGCGCCAUCUCCACUGGUUUCUACCACACUGGAAACAACCCCAUCCAGCUCGUCGACCCCAGUCCAUCCUACCUCACCUGGCCCUCUACUUACGGCAUCACAAAGGGCGGUAACUUCGCCCUCUGCCCGCUCGGCAGCACCGGGCAAUACCAGGUGUUCGUCAACAACUGGAAUUUUGACCAGCAGGGUGUGGAGAAGAGGCGCUGCAAGUACUACGCACUCGCGGCGCUGAACGCGAACCCCUGGAAGAAGGAGGAUUCGAAGCUCAAGGCUCGUGACGACUCCUCUAUCUCGGAUUAUCCCACCUCCUCCGGGGGCGAUGACUCCUGGGGCUCCGAUGACGAUUCCUGGAGCAGCGAUGACGACAGCGCAUACUCCAGCUGGGGCAAGAGCGACAAGGACGACGGCUACGAGAGCAAAGAUGAUGGUUACACUACCGAGAAGGACGGCUACGAGACUGAUCCCACGUGGGGAGGCGAGGAAUACGAGACUGAUCCCACAUGGGGAGGCGAGGACUACGAGACUGAGGUCACGUGGGGAGGCGAGGACUAUUAG